UAAGCCACGUCAUAAUCAGGAAAACACAAUGGCGGAUGCCAAUGCGGCAGUGGCUGUGGUGACAGUGUCAUUGGUUCUUUUAGGACUUUUAUCGGGGUUAAGCUUAUCGUGGGCUCUUCUACCGGUCGCUGUAGUGGUGCUUAUUUUUGUACUAGCCAGUGGAUUAAGGGGACGAGAUGAACUUGCACAUUUGAACGUUUGCGUGUUGGUGCUGGGAGAUAUAGGGCGCAGUCCUCGCAUGCAGUAUCAUGCGCUCUCUCUCAGCAGACAUGGAUACAGUGUCACCCUAAUUGGCUUUCUUGGUACUAAACCUCAUCAAGACAUUCUUGAGGAUGACAGGAUAGACAUACUUCCUAUUUCAGAACUAAUGGGGCUUAGAGUUGGCCCCAAAAUUGUCAGGUAUGUUUCAAAGGUUAUAUUCCAGUCUUUUCAGCUGUUCUAUGUGUUGAUGAAGAUUGAGGACCAAGGCUAUAUCCUUAUGCAGAACCCUCCAGGACUGCCAGCUAUAGCAGUGGCGUGGGUGGCCAGUCGUGUCAGGGGAAACCAGUUCAUCAUAGACUGGCACAACUAUGGAUACACCAUAAUGGCUCUUACUCAUGGGGAGAAUCAUCCAAUUGUUAGAGUGGCAAAAUGGUAUGAGAAACUCUUUGGAUGUUUCUCGGAUCAUAACUUAUGUGUCACUAACGCGAUGAGGGAAGAUCUUCGGAAGAACUGGAAUAUUGAGGCAACCACAUUAUAUGACAAGCCACCCUCGAUAUUCAGAGAAACACCUCUGAAACUUCAACAUGAACUGUUUGUCAGAAUGAGCAGCGUUUAUUCACCAUUUAGGCCUAGUUCUGACGUCACUAAGGAGCACAUGGAGCUGACAGCCUUCACAGAGCGAAACACUCAAACAGGUGCUGUGACGCGCUCUGCUGGACGACCUGCUCUGCUUAUCAGCAGCACCAGCUGGACGGAGGAUGAAGACUUCUCAAUUCUUUUACAAGCCCUUCAAGAGUAUGAGAAGUUUGUUGAGGAAGAGGACAAUCUUCCAUCAUUGGUCUGCGUGAUUACAGGUAAAGGUCCUCAGAAGGAGUAUUACAAGAAGCUGAUUGACUCUAAAGAAUUUCAACAUGUCAAGAUUUGCACUCCAUGGCUAGAAGCAGAGGAUUAUCCAGUUUUACUUGGUUCGGCUGAUCUUGGGGUCUGCUUGCACAAAUCCUCCAGUGGUCUUGAUCUUCCGAUGAAAGUGGUCGACAUGUUUGGAUGUUGCCUGCCAGUCUGUGCCAUACACUUUCAGUGCUUGCAUGAGUUGGUGAAACACGAGGAGAAUGGGCUUAUUUUUAAAGACUCCAAUGAGCUGUCUCAACAAUUAAAGCUUCUGUUUUCAGACUUUCCUGGUGAUCAGGGGAAACUGGGCAUCUUCAGGAAGAAUCUAAAGGAAAGUGGGCAGCGGCGCUGGAAUGAGAAUUGGGACCAAAACGUCCUUCCGCUUAUUAAAGAGCACUGCGACUGACCAUCUAGGUGAUGGGCUCAUGUAGCAUCCUCUCAAAUCCUUUGACUCCUAUUUUGUGAAAGUUACUGUCAGGUAUUUGCACAGGGUACAUAUUUUUAAGCUAACUGUCCCCACACUGGGACAAAGGAUUGCAGCAAUGCUACUGGGAAAGACUUGAAUAUGAGACUAAAAAGCACACUUUCCUUGUAAAUAAUAUGUAAAUAAACACUUUAUUACAAAGAGAUUGUUUUGUCAUACAUAUAUUUUGACCAUUUCUAUAGUGGAGGCUCGGUUGUAUGGAAAUACUUGAGCAACAGAAUCCUUCAUGAUGACAUAUCUCAGUCCAGCCCUUUCUGUAAAUAAAUGUUUCAUUUAUUAUGAAGAAUCAGGAAUAAUGAAAAUGUUUUAAACCAAUAGUGUAAUGGAAUAGAAAAGUAUUCAUAGUAUGAAAAACCCACCCAAUUCUUCCUUGAAACAGUCAUACGUCUGUGGGUUACGUACAGUAGAUGCAAUGUAAACAUCGGGUUGGUUUUCUUGAACUUUGCAGUUUAGAAGCCUGCUCAGCAGCUUGACCAAACAAGCAAUUGUCUCAGGAUCGUACACCACAUCUGGUUCAAACAAACAGAGCAAUGUUAUUGAAGACCUCUCAGACAUUAUGUGUUGUUCAGAGAAUGAGAAUAAAUCACAUUUGAAACUAUAAUGUGUGUAAUCUUGAAAAUAUCUUCUGGGUUUUGUGUCACCUGCAGCAAUGAUGGUGUUGGCCUGUAUUCUUUGCAGCUGUUCAUCAGAAACAUUUUCCCAGUGCAAUUCCUCAACGCUCACUGAUGCACUGUUACUGCCAGAGUUAGUUAAGCAGUUUGUGAUAUUGUCCUUCAGCCUCUGAAGCACAGUUUGAUGGCAGUCGCUGAAGAUAUAUUUGGUUAGGCUGGAUGACCGACAUACUACAAUUCCCGUAAGUCCAAUUCCACUGCCCAGCUCUAGCACUGUCCUGCAUGUACAGCCCAAAUGUAAAUGUAUGGCAGCAUAAAUAUAAUAAUUUAAACAAUUAACAAAAUAGAGAAAGUCACUUCACUUUAUUAAGAUCUUAAUGCAAGUAGCUUGUCACUCUGUUUUUGUUUCUCAUAUGCUACUGUUCAAAAGUUUGGGGUCAGUAAGGUUUUUUU
Messenger RNA from Pimephales promelas (fathead minnow), 2637 nucleotides. RefSeq names its product ALG1 chitobiosyldiphosphodolichol beta-mannosyltransferase (gene alg1). Gene Ontology annotation, molecular function: mannosyltransferase activity. Gene Ontology annotation, cellular component: endoplasmic reticulum. Lineage: Eukaryota; Metazoa; Chordata; Actinopteri; Cypriniformes; Leuciscidae. The record is from RefSeq and is a predicted model, not a curated record.